AAGAAAGAUAAAGUAGAAGAUGCUAAUGUAAAGAUAGAUAAGAGAGAAGAUGCCAAGGUAAAAACAGAUAAAAUGGUGGAUGCUAAGGUAAAGACAGAUAAGGUACAGGAGGCUAAAGUAAAAACAGAAAAGGUGGAUGAUGUUGCAGUAAAAGCAGAUAAGGUAAAAGAUGCCAAAAUAAAGGCAGAUAAAGUAGAAGAUGCCAAAAUAAAGAUGGAUAAGAUAGAAGAUACCAAAGCAGAGAAGGAUAAGGUAGCAGAUGCCAAAGUAAAGAUGGAUAAGAUAGAAGAUGCCAGAGCAGAGAUGGAUAAUGUAGCAGAUGCCAAAGUAAAGAUUGAUAAAAUAGAAGAUGCUAAAGCAGAGAAGGAUAAGGUAGCAGAUGCCAAAGUAAAGAUAGAUAAGAUAGAAGAUGCCAAAGCAGCGAAAGAUAAGGUAGCAGAUGCCAAAGUAAAGAUGGAUAAAAUAGAAGAUGCUAAAGCAGCGAAAGAUAAGGUAGCAGAUGCCAAAGUAAAGAUGGAUAAGAUAGAAGAUAUCAAAGCAAAGAAGGAUAAGGUAGCAGAUGCCAAAGUAAAGAUGGAUAAGAUAGAAGAUGCCAAAGCAGAGAAGAUAGGGUAGCAGAUGCAAAGUAAAGAUGGAUAAGAUAGAAGAUGCCAAAGCAGAGAAGGAUAGGGUAGCAGAUGUCAAAAUAAAGACGGAUAAGAUAGAAGAUGUCAAAGCAGAAAAGGAUAAGGUAGAUGCCAAAGCAGAGAAGGAUAAGAUAGAAGAUGUCAAAGUAAUGGCAGAUAAGAUGGAAGAAG
This is a messenger RNA of Penaeus vannamei (Pacific white shrimp), 797 nucleotides long. The record is from RefSeq and is a predicted model, not a curated record. Lineage: Eukaryota; Metazoa; Arthropoda; Malacostraca; Decapoda; Penaeidae.